Messenger RNA from Budorcas taxicolor (takin), 1992 nucleotides. RefSeq names its product polyunsaturated fatty acid lipoxygenase ALOX12. Gene Ontology annotation, molecular function: arachidonate 12(S)-lipoxygenase activity; iron ion binding; protein binding. NCBI's taxonomy places the organism in Eukaryota, Metazoa, Chordata, Mammalia, Artiodactyla, Bovidae. Bases 1 to 1992 code for a protein of 663 amino acids. The transcript is spliced from 14 exons. Gene Ontology annotation, biological process: lipid oxidation; linoleic acid metabolic process. Gene Ontology annotation, cellular component: sarcolemma; cytosol. The record is from RefSeq and is a predicted model, not a curated record.
AUGGGCCGCUACCGCAUCCUCGUGGCCACCGGGGCCUCGCUCUUCGCCGGCUCGCACAACCGCGUGCAGCUGUGGCUGGUCGGGGCGCGCGGGGAAACGGAGCUGGAGCUGCAGCUGCGGCCGGUGCGGGGCCAGAAGGAGGAGUUUGAGCACGAAGUUCCGGGGGACCUGGGGCCUUUGCAGUUCGUGAAGUUGCGCAAACACCACUCCCUGGUGGACGACGCGUGGUUCUGCGACCGCAUCACGGUGCAGGGCCCUGGAGCCUGCGAGGAGGCCGCGUUCCCGUGCUAUCGCUGGGUGCAGGGUGACGGCGUGCUGUGCCUGCCAGAGGCCACCGCCCGCCUGGCAGGAAACAAUGCAUUGGAUGUGUUCCAGAGACAUCGAGAGAAGGAGCUGAAAGAAAGACAUAAGAUAUACCGGUGGGCCACCUGGAAGGAAGGGUUACCCCUGACAAUAGCUGCAGGCUGUGAGGACGAUCUACCUGCAAAUAUGAGAUUCCAUGAGGAGAAGAGGCUGGACUUUGAGUGGACACUGAAGGCAGGGGCUCUGGAGAUGGUCCUCAAACGUGUUUACACCCUCCUGAGCUCCUGGACCAGUCUGGAGGAUUUUGAUCUCAUCUUCUGGGGCCAGAAGAGCCCCCUGGCUGAGAAGGUUCACCAGCGCUGGCAGGACGAUGAGUUGUUUGGCUACCAGUUUCUCAAUGGCGCCAACCCCAUGCUGUUGAGACGCUGCACCUCUCUGCCUUCCCGGCUGGUGCUGCCCUCGGGGAUGGAGGAGCUACGGGCCCAGCUGGAGAGAGAACUCCAGAACGGUUCCCUGUUUGAGGCUGAUUUCAUCCUCCUGGACGGAAUUCCAGCCAACGUGAUCCGAGGAGAGAAGCAGUACCUGGCUGCCCCCCUCGUCAUGCUCAAGAUGGACCCCAGUGGAAAGCUGCUACCCAUGGCCAUCCAGAUCCAGCCUCCCAGCCCCAUCUCCCCAACCCCACCACUGUUCCUGCCCUCGGAUCCUCCACUCGCCUGGCUCCUGGCAAAGACCUGGGUCCGAAAUUCAGAUUUCCAACUGCAUCAGCUCCAAUACCAUUUGCUCAACACCCAUCUGCUGGCUGAGGUCAUUGCCGUGGCCACCAUGAGGUGCCUCCCAGGGCUGCACCCUGUCUUCAAGCUCCUGAUGCCACACAUCCGCUACACGAUGGAAAUCAACACCAGGGCACGGACUCAGCUCAUCUCAGAUGGAGGCAUAUUUGAUAAAGCUGUGAGCACCGGUGGAGGGGGCCAUGUGCACUUGCUCCGCCGGGCCCUGGCUCAGCUGACCUACCGCUCCCUCUGUCCUCUUGACGAUCUGGCUGAUCGCCACCUGCUGGGAACCCCAGGUGCUCUCUACGCCUGUGAUGCUUUACGGCUCUGGGAAAUCACUGCUCGGUAUGUGGAGGGGAUUGUCCACCUCUUCUACCACGGGGAUGACGUUGUAAAAGGGGACCCUGAGCUGCAAGCCUGGUGUCGGGAGAUCACUGAGGUGGGGCUGCGCCAGGCCCAGGAGCGAGGUUUCCCUGUCUCCUUCCAGUCCCAGAAUCAACUCUGCCAUUUCCUUACCAUGUGUGUCUUCACGUGCACUGCUCAGCAUGGGGCCAUCAACCAGGGCCAGCUGGACUGGUAUGCCUGGGUCCCUAAUGCCCCAUGCACAAUGCGGAUGCCCCCACCCACCACCAAGGAAGAUGUGACAAUGGCCACCGUGAUGGGCUCACUACCUGAUGUCCGACAAGCCUGUCUUCAAAUGGCCAUCACGUGGCAUCUGGGUCGCCGCCAGCCAGACAUGGUGCCUCUGGGGCAUCACAAAGAAAAGUAUUUCUCAGACCCCAAGGCCAAGUCUGUACUAAAUCAAUUCCAAACAGAUCUGGAAAACUUGGAAAGGGAAAUUACAGCCCGCAAUGAGCAACUUGACCUGCCCUAUGAAUACCUAAAGCCCAGCCACAUAGAAAACAGCGUCACUAUUUGA